UGACAACCUGGCUGUGACAAUUGCAGUCAUUUUAUGUGCAAAUUGUGAUGUUUACGUCAUAUCAGCAUGGCGGUAAAAUUUAUAGUAAUUUACAUUCAUAAACUAAUCCCACUAAUCAAUUUUCAAUAAUUAUGACCGUUCCUUUUUCGAAGAGCUGUAAAUGUACCUACUUUUUCGACAACUUCCAAACAAAAUCGCUCAUCACAAGCAACGUAGUAAGCUAUUUAACGGAUAUGGGCUUAGUACCAGUUACUUACAGUUAUAAGAGUACUCAAGUAGACGCGACAACUAGUUACGAAAAACCCAAGAAGAAACCCACAAAAGUAGAAUUAAUUAAUAAAGGAGACAUAACUUUGGAAUUGAUACCUAAAAAAGUUACAACUCUUAGAACCGGACAAACAAUGAAAGUUCCAACACGAAUUCAUUAUUUGUGUACCUUUAUUUUAAGAAACGCUGAAGUCAAAGAUAUUUUUAAAAAACCUGGUAGUGCAGCUAAACAAGAAGAUAUCAAAGCCCUAUUGAACAAAGGAGAACCCUUGUCACAAGAUGCCAGUGCUGUAGACGUAGCCCAAAUAAUUCUUCAAUUUUUGAAAGAGCUCCCCGUGGCUGUCAUUCCAGAAUGUCAACAUGCAUUUUUUUUAAGUUGUUAUGAUCAUGCAGACAGAGAAGACGUUCUAACGCUUGCGUGUUUACUCCUGCCACCUAACCACGUCAAUCUUUUGGCAUAUCUAAUGCAAUUUUUUGAACAAGUGACUACACACCAUAAGAAAAAUCAUGUGACUUUAUUGGCGUUAGGUCCGUGCAUCGGACCUGUAAUCAUGCCCAUGAAUGCUCCUGAAGAUAUCAAGAAAGUGGCCGAUAUAAUGGUAAUUUUAAUGAAAAGAGCUGACUUAAUCGGUAUGGUACCCGAACUGAUGACUCUUGAACCGAAACCACAAAAGAAAAAAUGUUCUUGGGUCGAGUCCUUGUUAAAAAGGGCUUAGAGUAACGGUUCUAUUAUAAAAUUUUCCAAUCUAAAAAUUCUGUUAUGUUUUAAUCUGCCAGUGUUUAAGUUUCGAACAAUUUUAAAGUUAUCUACGAUUAGCUCUUUGUAUCACCAUUUUUAAAUACUCCAGAUAUUAGGUCUAAACAAAAAAUUCAAAAUUUAAAUGGAACAAAAUGAUGACCUAAUUUUUGGAUAGAAACGAUAAAACAAUUUAAAAUUAUAAUGAGAGAAAAAUGUAAAACUUUAUUUUAAAAAUAGUAAAAGGUUUUAAAAAUA
Messenger RNA from Psylliodes chrysocephalus, 1261 nucleotides. NCBI's taxonomy places the organism in Eukaryota, Metazoa, Arthropoda, Insecta, Coleoptera, Chrysomelidae. The record is from the annotation of a GenBank genome assembly.